AUGAUGUUUAAGCAAGCUAUGGUGGCAUUGCUGCAUGCAGGCCUCUUUAGCUGCAUGGGCAUCGUUAUCCCGAUUACCCCCAUCCCGAUUCCGACUCCCUUUCCAAUUGGCCCUAUCGCAAUCGAUCCCCCCAUCAUCAUUGAUCCCUUUCCGAUCCCGCUGCCCUGCAAUGACGUUGCACUGUGGUCCCCAACCAAACUGCGAAAUACUAAAGACGGUUACUCAGCCGUGUCACUGCCCACUGCCGAUGCCGACGGUGGCAGCUCCCUGCCCGACUUGCCAUACUGGCUGUGGGACGAUCGUGAGGACGGUGACGGCUGUGUGCACUGGGCAUAUACCGACGGCGACUGCAGCAUGAGUGCGCAAAAUGAUGUGGCUUGUGGGAGGAGAAUGAGUUUGUUUGUCUAUCUGGUGGAUGCUGGAAAUGGUGGAACUUGGCCGUUGUGGGAUUGA
Trichoderma atroviride IMI 206040 is the source of this 453-nucleotide messenger RNA. Lineage: Eukaryota; Fungi; Ascomycota; Sordariomycetes; Hypocreales; Hypocreaceae. The record is from RefSeq and is a predicted model, not a curated record.